Microbotryum saponariae is the source of this 1053-nucleotide messenger RNA. The record is from the annotation of a GenBank genome assembly. Lineage: Eukaryota; Fungi; Basidiomycota; Microbotryomycetes; Microbotryales; Microbotryaceae.
AUGUCCCGCCCCUCCUCGCCUCCGUCCUCGACACCACCACCACCACCAUCACCACCAUUGAACCCGCCUAGUGCCGCCUAUGGUGGAUCGGGGCGUGACCCGUACCUGGCCCAAUCGCGGGGCCUGCCCUUGACCGAGCGGGAUCGCCAAGAGGGCUACGACGUCGGACUGCUCAACGCCCGCCCGCGCGGGUCCAACAGCCAUGCCCCUAGUUCGGUUGACGGCUCGUCGCCACGACUAGCAGCCGGUGCGGUAGGCGGUGCAGGUGCAGGUGCUGCAACGGACCGCACGCUUGGCCCCGGCCUCAGUCCCAGCCCGUCGUUGAGGGAGCUCACGUCGGAGAAACCUUACCUCGCGCCACAUACAACCAAGGGCGCCGGUGAAUAUGGCUAUGGUGCUGCAGUGGGUGCUGGGACUGACGAAGCUGCCGCUGCAAGUGCAGGUGCAGGUGCAGGUGCAGGUGUGGCCGGUUCGAAGGCCAGUGGUGCUGCAGCAGGAACUGGCGGCCCAGGUACGAUGGCGAUGGGCACCAAGGCGGAGCAAGGAGGGUCCGGAUCGUCACUCCUUGAUGGCAGCUCCGGACGGAAGCGAUCGUAUGGCCGACCUUGGUACAUGCGCCCUCUUGCACUGGUUCUGCUCAUCGCGACCGUCAUCGCCAUCGCUCUGGCCAUCGGACUAGGUGUCGGAUUGUCGCGGCGCCACAUCAAUGACACCGACAGCUCGCAGUACGAAGCCACGGGCGCAAAUUAUACCUCUACGCGAUUCAAGACAACGUCCAAGAGUAGAACAACGGGUACCGUCAUCCCCAGCGGCAGCUAUACGUCUUCGUCCCCGAGAGAGACGACGAUCACGGAUACCUUGCGCUCGUCAUUGAUGUAUACUCCAAGUGAGCUCGUCGAUACAGUUACAAACAAGCCGAUACCCGCUGGACAAGCAACCGUGACAGCAGGAACAACACUUGGCACAAUCUCACCUUUGGGCGGGGAGAGGCGGAGAAGAGGUACUUACGCCGCGCCGACUCGACUGCCGACGAUUCGGAGAGGCAGAAGUUGA